Messenger RNA from Elgaria multicarinata webbii, 1821 nucleotides. RefSeq names its product prostaglandin E synthase 3 like (gene PTGES3L). Gene Ontology annotation, biological process: chaperone-mediated protein complex assembly; regulation of translational fidelity; protein folding. Gene Ontology annotation, molecular function: ATP binding; alanine-tRNA ligase activity; Ser-tRNA(Ala) deacylase activity. The coding region runs from base 80 to 1708 and encodes 542 amino acids. The transcript is spliced from 17 exons. Lineage: Eukaryota; Metazoa; Chordata; Lepidosauria; Squamata; Anguidae. The record is from RefSeq and is a predicted model, not a curated record. Gene Ontology annotation, cellular component: cytosol; nucleus.
GGGGUCUUAAAACAGGCCUGCUUGCUCGCCGGGACCGGGGAGCGCGGAGGGCUUCGAGACGUGCUCGGCUGCCGCAGCCAUGGCGAGGCAACCAGCAAAGACCUUGUGGUAUGACCGUCUACGAUAUGUGUUCCUGGAGUUCUGUGUCGAGGAGAGCAUGGAUGUGAAAGUUGACCUUGAUGAUUACAAGGUGACAUUCAGCUGUAAGAAUGCUGAUGGUGUGGAGAUGUACAAUGAGAUUCAGUUUUAUGCCCGUGUGAAUUCCAAGGAUUCCCAGAAUAAGCGCUCAGGCAGGUCGAUCACCCUCUUUGUGCGCAAGUGGAAGGAUAAGGUGCCUUGGCCACGUCUCACCAAGGAGGAGUUCAAGCCGGGAUGGCUCUCAGUGGACUUUGAUAACUGGCGGGAUUGGGAAGGAGAUGAGGAAGUGGAGGCAGCCAUGGUGGAGCAGUAUGCAGAGCUCAUGCAGAAGGUCACCACAAAAGGGCCGCCCCCUGCCAUGGAUGACCUUGAUUUUACCACACAAGUGGUUUCCUGCUGCCCUGCAAAGCUAUCCAUAGAAACUGGUGGAAAGAAGCAAACUCUGCAUGGAUUCGAUGUCAUCCUGGAAGACACCAUUCUUUUCCCGGAGGGUGGAGGACAGCCCGAUGACCGGGGAUUCAUCAAUGACAUCCCAGUGCUCAGAGUCACUCGACAAGGUCCAGGUGCUCUACACUUCAUCCAGACAGCUCUUGAGCCAGGGAGCAAGGUGCAGCUAGUACUGGAUUGGGAUCGGCGGUUUGACCACAUGCAACAGCAUUCAGGGCAACAUCUUAUCACAGCACUUGCAGAUCAGAUGUUUGGAUUCAAGACAACAUCAUGGGAUCUGGGUCGCCAGCGAAGCGCUAUUGAACUGGACACCUCCUCAGUGACAGCAGAUCAGGUGGCAGCCCUUGAGCAGAGUGUGAAUGACAAAAUACGAGCCCGAUUGCCUGUGGUGGUGCGAGAGCUGGUGGUUGGUGACCCUGAAAUCCAGAUGGUGAGGAGCCGUGGCCUGCCAGAGGAUCACACCGGUCCUGUUAGAAUAAUAAGCAUCGAGGGCAUUGAUGCCAACAUGUGUUGUGGCACGCAUGUCUCCAACCUCAGUGACCUACAGGUUAUUAAGCUCUUGGGCACCGAAAAGGGAAAAAGGAACAAGACUAACUUAGUUUUCCUGGCUGGGAACCGAGUGCUGAAAGCUCUGGAGCGAAGCUAUUCCACCGAGAAGGCCAUGACGACAUUGCUUAAGAAUGGCCCUGAAGAGCACGUGGAAGCUGUGAAGAGGCUGCAGAACUCUAUGAAGCAGCUUCAGAAGAACAACUUGAACCUAUUGAGAGACUUGGCUGUUCUUACUGCUCAGAGCUUCAAAAGUAACCUGGCUCAGGUACCAGUAUUUGUGUUACACAGGAAAGAAGGUGAUUCCGAAUUCAUGAACAUCAUUGCAAAUGAGAUUGGCACUGACGAAACCCUCCUUUUCCUAUCUGUGGGAGAUGAAAAAGCAGCUGGGCUUUUUCUGCUCACAGGGCCUCCAGAAACAGUGGAACAACUAGGCCCCAGGGUUGCUGAACUGCUGGAAGGAAAAGGGUCAGGGAAGCAUGGCCGCUACCAGGGCAAAGCCACACGGAUGAGCCGGCGGGCAGAAGUGGAGGCCCUCUUACAGGAGUAUACCAGUGAACAGAGCACAGAGCAGUGACUGGUUUGGAUAACUGGUCAAAUGGUGUGAUAAAGAUAUUGGGGGUCGGGGGGGAGCGGGAAGGAGAUUCAGCCACAGUUCCCCAAAAGGUCUAUAAAGUAAUACAAUAAGAA